AUGGCUGCUGCUAACAUGCUGACUCAUCGUGAUCUGGCUGAUGGUAUGGAGCCGGAGCUUGCAUUGAAUUGCAAGGAAGAGUUUGACGAAUGGCUAGCUGAUCGGGGUCAAGAAACUUGUUUGGGUGCUCUCUCCCCCAACUUUCCCCUUUCUGAAUAUCAAAUGUGGGGAAUUAGCUGUGACUUACAGAAAGAGGCUCUCCGAGUUCUUCUACCAUGGCGACCGCUUAGAAUUGAACUCAUGCAUACGUAUAUCCAUACAGUCGACCCGAAUUUGUCCAAUAAGAUGAAAGACUGCCAAAUGCUCAUUGAUGUCUACAGAGGGAUUAUUAAUUAUCUGCUCAGUUUUUGCAUUGACGAAACAACUUAUGCAAUAUCGGGUUUUGAGAGCGUCAGAAUCGCGAGAAAUGUGUAUGACGCCUGUAAAUGCCUGAUGCUUACGGAUGACCAGCUCAGAGGUGUAAUGUUGGCGCUACAUGAUGGCAUGGAGAAAGGUCUCAGAAAAGGAACUCCUCCUGGUAUUGGCCUUAAAAUGCUUCCAUCGUACGUACGUGCUAUCCCGAAUGGUACAGAAUACGGAGACUUCUUAGCGUUAGAUCUUGGAGGAACAAAUUUCCGUGUGCUUCUUAUCCGGCUCAGAGGAACUGAGGCCGAACUGUGUGGUAAAAUCUUCGAAAUUCCAAGUGCUAUCCAAAAAGGAACAGGUGAAGCGCUCUUCGAUCACAUAGCUCAUUGUAUUGCUUUGUUCACCGAGGAACAGUUUGGCGACAAAAAGAAGAAGCUCCCAUUGGGAUUCACCUUUUCAUUUGCAACUCAAAUUGAAGGUCUGACAAAAGGAAAAUUAAUACAUUGGUCAAAAGGAUUCUGCGCUAGCGGUGUCGAAGGGAAAGAUGUAGUUCGCUUGCUGAGAAAGGCAUGCAAGAAGCGUUCGGAUGUUGACAUAGAUGUUGUCGCAAUUCUCAAUGAUACUGUUGGAACUCUGAUGGCAUGCGCAUUCAAGGAAAGAAAUUGCCAGAUGGGUGUAAUCGUUGGAACAGGAACAAAUGCAUGUUACAUGGAAAAACUUCGAAACGUCCCGAAAUUGAAGGGUGAAUGGGAAAACGACGGCCUUCCUGAUGAGAUGAUUAUUAAUAUGGAAUGGGGAGCGUUUGGUGACGACGGCUGUCUUUCUUUCGUUUACACGGACUACGACAGAGAGGUUGAUGGAAAGAGUAUUAAUCCUAAGAUGCACUUAUUCGAAAAAAUGAUUUCUGGGAUGUACAUGGGCGAAUUGGUUCGCAUUGUUCUGGAACUCCUGGCAAAACAAGGUGUUCUCUUCAAAGGAGACUAUUUUGCGAUAUCGAAAAGAGAGUGUUUUACAACGAAAUUUGUGUCUGAUGUUGAAACUGAGAUGGAAGAAGGAGGACGGCUAAGAUCUUUCCCGAAAACACGGGAAAUUCUCAGACAGAUUGGUGUCAGAAAUAUUAGCGAUGAUGACUGUCAACAUGUGGCUUAUGUUUGCGCGGUGGUUAGUAGAAGAGCAGCUUAUCUCACUGCCGCUGCUAUUUCACAAGUGCUGAAUCGAAUGAGACGUCCUUAUAAAGUUACCGUUGGUGUUGAUGGAUCUGUAUAUCGUUUCCAUCCUUCCUUCAAACGACUGUUAGACGAAAAAAUUGGUAAUCUGGUUGAUAGAGAAGUCCAAUACAAACUUAUGCUGUCUAAAGAUGGUAGCGGCAUUGGAGCAGCCGUAGUGGCAGCCGUGGCUACACGAAUCAAAAAGGAGCUGACCAGUCGAUCUGAGAAGACUAGAUAA
Messenger RNA from Necator americanus (New World hookworm), 1791 nucleotides. RefSeq lists its product as uncharacterized. Gene Ontology annotation, cellular component: mitochondrion; cytosol. The transcript is spliced from 14 exons. Gene Ontology annotation, biological process: glycolytic process; glucose 6-phosphate metabolic process; intracellular glucose homeostasis. The coding region runs from base 1 to 1791 and encodes 596 amino acids. Gene Ontology annotation, molecular function: glucokinase activity; D-glucose binding; ATP binding. NCBI's taxonomy places the organism in Eukaryota, Metazoa, Nematoda, Chromadorea, Rhabditida, Ancylostomatidae. The record is from RefSeq and is a predicted model, not a curated record.